This is a messenger RNA of Phytophthora nicotianae INRA-310, 2092 nucleotides long. RefSeq lists its product as hypothetical. Gene Ontology annotation, cellular component: Golgi membrane. Gene Ontology annotation, biological process: vesicle-mediated transport; intracellular protein transport. The coding region runs from base 95 to 1972 and encodes 625 amino acids. The transcript has a single exon. The record is from RefSeq and is a predicted model, not a curated record. NCBI's taxonomy places the organism in Eukaryota, Oomycota, Peronosporomycetes, Peronosporales, Peronosporaceae.
CACUGAAAACCUUUGUAUCAGGAUUCAUUGUAUUUUCGGCUCCUUUUUCUUACGUGGAAAGGUCCGCCCAAGAGGAAGCUCCAAGUCAUCAGCAAUGGCCAUGGACGCGAUCACCAGCGUAAAGAAUUACCUGGAGAAGAUCAUCUCAGACCCGCAGCUGGAGGGGAUGAAGGCGCUACUGCUGGACGCUGACACCAAGAGCGUCAUCAGUAUGGUUAUGUCCCAGUCGCACAUCCUGCAGCGCGAGGUGUUCCUUGUUGAGCAGCUGGACGCCACGCACGAGCCGAUGCUGCACCUCAAAGCUGCCGUCUUUGUGCGCCCCACGGCUCGCAAUGUGGAGCUGCUGCGUCGAGAGCUCAAGGCGCCCAAGUACGGACGCUACCACCUCUUCUUCUCCAACAUCUUGCCCGUCGAGGCGCUCGAGAAACUGGCUGAAGCGGACGAGAAGGAAGUCGUGGUGCAGAUUCAAGAGUACUACGCUGACUAUCUGGCAGUCAAUGACUCGCUCUACGACUUCGGCCUGCACAACUCCAUCCAACUUAGUGUCAGGAUGCCGACGGCUUCGCCCGGAGGAUCUCUGCUAUCCACUGCCACGGCUGGAGUUCUGACCACAGAUCCCGUGGACAAGACCAAGAUGACGCCCCCGCAGUUGUUUCAAAGAAGCGUAGAAGGACUGCUCUCUGUGCUGCUUUCAAUGAAGAAGAAACCGACGAUCCGGUAUGCUAAAGGAUCGGAAGUGGCCGAAAAACUAGCGCGUGAGGUGUCGGCGAGGAUGCAACUCGAGCAGGAUGGACUCUUUGAUUUCAGACGACCAGAGGUGGCCCCGCUCGUGUAUGUGCUGGACCGCAAGGACGACCCCGUGACGCCAUUGCUCACUCAGUGGUGUUAUCAAGCAAUGGUACAUGAACUGCUCGGACUACACGAGAACCGCGUGGAUCUUCGUGACGCACCUAAUGUACGUAAGGACAUGACGGAGCUUGUGCUAUCUACGACCUCGGACGAUUUUUUCGCGCAGCAUGUACACGCCAACUUCGGUGAUCUCGGCAUGGCGGUGAAGCAGCUUGUGGACAAAUAUCAGUCUCAAACUCAGACCCACGAGAAUAUCCAGUCUAUCGAUGACAUGCAGCGCUUCUUGGAGAACUACCCAGCCUUCAGAUCUCAGUCGGUUACGGUAUCCAAGCAUGUGACGCUGAUGGGUGAAUUGGCUCGCCGAGUGGAAGUGGAUGGACUUAUGGAUGUGAGCCAACUGGAGCAGGAACUCGCAUGCGGAGAUGACCACAAUGCACAUUUCCGCGAUGUGGUGACGAAGCUGAAAGAUGCGCAAGUGAAGCCACUUAACAAGCUGCGCUUGGCGAUUCUCUAUGCUCUGCGCUAUGAAACACACAGCUCGGUUCAGCUCAAGACGGUCAAGGAGCUGCUGGCAGCCCCACACGGAGGAGGACUGUCGGCUGAUCGCGUGGCUUUGGUUGAUGCCUUUCUAAAAUUUGGUGGCCAAAAGGCUCGUCAGGGUGACUUGUAUGGCGAUCGUGCUGGUCUGAAGAAGUUCAUGCGGGCUGUUACGCAGGGCGUACAGGGUGUCCCGAAUGUAUACGCGCAGCACGUGCCGCCACUAGCCAAGAAGCUAGAAGUUAUCCUAAAGGGUCAACUACUGGACCAAGAGUUCGGCGUGGUGAAUGGAGGUGCUGGUGCUGCAACAUCGACUGACCUUGGCGGAAGCAACGGCGUGAAGAGAGUACGCGACGUUAUUGUGUUCGUGUGUGGUGGGGUCACGUUUGAAGAGGCUAUGAAGGUGGCUGAGCUUAACCAGAAGGUAGCGUCGUCAAAUUCAGGUCAGCGCAUUCUCCUUGGUGGUUCGCGCAUCCACAACUCGACGAGUUUCCUUGAGGAAGUAGCGGCGGCCUACAACUUGUCCCCUCUCCAUGGACACGGAGGUGCGAAUGCCAACUGGAAUUACGACGGAAAGAAACUCUAGAUACGUUGCAGCAGAAAAGAAUGGAGAGAACAGAGAGUUUGAUCUUGCGUAGCAAGAAGUAACAAGAAGAAAGGAAUGUGUAUUUCUAUUCAAAAGUAAGCCGGCUUACUACUAAGUUAG